Messenger RNA from Acinonyx jubatus (cheetah), 2091 nucleotides. RefSeq names its product cyclin E1 (gene CCNE1). The transcript has 12 exons. Lineage: Eukaryota; Metazoa; Chordata; Mammalia; Carnivora; Felidae. The coding region runs from base 301 to 1533 and encodes 410 amino acids. Gene Ontology annotation, molecular function: cyclin-dependent protein serine/threonine kinase regulator activity. Gene Ontology annotation, cellular component: nucleus; centrosome; cytoplasm. The record is from RefSeq and is a predicted model, not a curated record. Gene Ontology annotation, biological process: regulation of cyclin-dependent protein serine/threonine kinase activity; G1/S transition of mitotic cell cycle.
GAGCGGCCGGGGCGGGGCGGAGGGUGGCGGGAGGGCGCGAGGGCGGGCCGGGGGCCGGUUCCGCGCGCAGGGAUUUUUAAAUGUCCCGCUCUUAGCCGGGCGCAGGAGCAGCCGGCUCGGCCGCCAGCGCGGUGUAGGGGGCAGGCGCGGAUCCCGCCACCGCCGCGCGCUCGGCCCGCCGCCGCCUCCCGCCUCCCGGCUUCCCGCUCGCCUCUGCCUCCUGCGUCGGGCCUCAGCUCGUGCCGCCUGCCUGCCGCGGAGACGGCUUUGGGCCUGAGAUCUGAUCCCACGCCCCAAGCCAUGCCGAGGGAGAGAAGGGAGAGGGAUGCAAAGGAACGGGACACCAUGAAAGAGGAAAGUGGCACCGAUGUCUCUGUUCGCUCCAGGAAAAGAAAGGCAAAUGUGGCUGUUUUUUUGCAGGAUCCAGAUGAAGAAAUUGCAAAAAUUGACAGGACUGUGAGAAACCAGUGCAGCAGUCAGCCUUGGGAUGGCAGUUCAGUGUGUGAAAACCCCUGCUCCUUGAUUCCUACACCUGACAAAGAAGAGGAUGAGCCAACGUACCCUAGUUCCACCUGUGGGCCUCAGAGUUUCAUGCCCUCCAGAGCCUCACCACUGCCUAUACUGAACUGGGCAAAUAGAGACGAGGUUUGGAAAAUCAUGUUAAACAAGGAGAAGACCUACUUAAGGGAUAAGCACUUUAUGCAGCGGCACCCUCUCCUGCAGCCUAAAAUGCGAGCAAUUCUUCUGGAUUGGUUAAUGGAGGUGUGUGAAGUCUAUAAACUUCACAGAGAGACAUUUUACUUGGCACAGGAUUUCUUUGAUCGGUAUAUGGCAACACAACAAAAUAUCGUAAAAACACUUUUACAGCUUAUUGGGAUUUCAUCUUUAUUUAUUGCUGCCAAACUUGAGGAAAUCUAUCCUCCAAAGCUGCACCAGUUUGCGUAUGUUACAGAUGGGGCUUGUUCAGGAGAGGAAAUUCUUAGCAUGGAAUUAAUCAUUAUGAAGGCCCUUAAGUGGCAUUUAAGUCCCCUGACCAUUGUGUCCUGGCUGAAUGUAUAUAUGCAGGUUGCAUAUCUAAAUGAUUUAUAUGAAGUGCUCCUGCCACAGUAUCCUCAGCAAAUCUUCAUACAGAUUGCAGAGCUUUUAGAUCUUUGUGUCCUGGAUGUUGGCUGCUUAGAAUUUCCCUAUGGUGUACUUGCUGCUUCUGCCUUGUAUCAUUUCUCUUCCUCUGAAUUGAUGCAAAAGGUUUCAGGGUAUCAGUGGUGUGAUAUAGAGAAGUGUGUCAAGUGGAUGGUUCCAUUUGCAAUGGUCAUAAGGGAGACAGGAAGUUCAAAACUUAAGCACUUCAGGGGAGUUCCUGCUGAAGAUGCACACAACAUCCAGACCCAUAUAAACAGCUUGGAUUUGCUGGACAAAGCCCAAGCAAAGAAAGCCAUAUUGUCUGAACAAAACAGGAUUUCUCCUCUCCCCACCGGGGUCCUCACUCCCCCACAGAGCAGCAAGAAGCAGAGCAGUGGGCAGGGGACAGCGUGACCACACCAGCAUUCUCCACCAAAGACAGUUGUGCAGAAGUACCUGCUCCAAGUUCUCUUCUGUGCACCGCGGCAGAGGCCCGCAUUAGCUUUUACAGACAUUUAAAUGGAAGAGCACGUCUCUUCCACAACCGAAGUGUUUCUGUGGAUGGCAUUGGACAGGGAGAAGUGUUUUUUAUUGAACGCUUAGGUUUUUUUAAAUAAGUGGGUCAAGUACACCAGCCACCUCCAGAACACCAAUGAGUGCUCCAGAUGCUGCUAAGGAGGGUGAUACUUGACUUGAUUGACUAUUCACACAGAUAACAAAGGCUUGAAGUCGAGGAGUGCCACGUUGCUGUUGGUCUCCCCUUGGGUGUUCUGGGUUGUGUCGUAUUGAGUGGAACAGGUGGUUGUGAGUAUUGUGAUGUGGAGCCCACAACCAGCUGUGCUGGGGGCCUGCCCUUUUCACACUAUCAGUUGACAAUAUACAAUGCCUUUUAUGAACUGUUAUUUUGUAAGUGCUGCUAUGUCUAUCCGUUUUUUAAUAAAGAUAACACUGUCUUUGAGACAGCUGGUUUUA